CAAUCUUAUAUAUAUCAUGAAGCAUGGGAGACACAAGGAAUCUCAACUUCAUACUUAUGUGGGAGCAUUAACGAGACUGUAAACUAGAUCUAAAUGCUAUGUCACCAUUGUUUUCGGUUGAGUUAUCCUUCCACCACCUCAUCAACCCAUUUCUCAGUGUGGUCUUGGGCCAAGGAUUGUUGGAUGCUUGGCAGUAGGAACAAAUCCUCAACAAAAUCAUACAAACCUUCAAGACCAUACGAUCUGUUGCUUAUUGAUGGCAAUGAUGAAGAUGUAGUAGCUUCUGCAGUUGUUAUUCUGCAGAAUUACGCAUUAAACUCAGUAACGAAGGGUGAGAUGUAGGCAGCAAGCUUACAGAUCAAGCAUGGUGCUGGAUUUUGCAUCUCAAAGAAGAGGAAAACGUUUUCUUUCUAAUUGGGAAGAAGGCUUAGCCGCGAAACGUGCAAUCCAGCUUUCCAAGUUGUGCUCUUUUGUCUGGCAUAUACAUGCAAAACAGUGGUAAGGAGAAAAACGUAUCCUUCUUCCUUCAUUCAUUAUAUUAUCUUUAGUUGCUUGCUCCUUGAUUUCAAAUGCCAUCUAUGUGCUAUGCUGUCAAUGUGACUUCUCAACCCUUUUUGACUUGGAAAACAGAGGCAUAUCUUUACAUUCCAUCAAACAACCUGUAGAAUAAGAUAGAAAACAGUCCAUAGAAUAUUCAAUGCACGAGUUCCAAUGACAAACUGUCACCCCUUGAAAAAUGCCAGCACCGUUCUCCCUUUGUUAUGUUCAUGUGCGCAUUUAUUUUUUAAUUUCUAGAUAACUGUGAACUGUUGACAAUAAAAAAAAAUCGGGGAUGGUGCUAGCAGUUUUAUGCUAAAGGGAGACAAUGCCAUUCGUGCAUUACAUAUUCUGUGGAUUGAAAAUGGAAUUAUGUUCAUGGUUCCCCAAGUUGAAUUCAAUUUAGUGUUGAGUUGGCUUGCAUUCUAAUUAAUUGAUCAGAAUGAGAUUCCUCCUUGUCCUCUUCAGCCUCAUGAUAUAAAUAUAUGGAGCAUAUGCCAAAGAAAGCCACAACUUGCAGAUUCUAACUUUGAGCCCAAGAGAAAAAUGGUUUCCGCUAAAACCGGCCACCAUGCUCGCUCUAUCAGCUUACCCUCCAUUUUGCAUCCUCUUAUUCCUCAGUUCAAUGAGCAUUCGAGCAGACUAAGGGCUUCUGAAGCCACUUCCUCUUCAUUGUCACCAUCCAUAAGGGACAGAUUAGAAAGUCUUCAAGGUUUGUAUGGCUGUGUUGACGAUUUGCUUCUAUUGCCUCACACACAACAAGCCUUUUCCGAAGAAUGCAACAAGAGAUGGGGAGAUGAGGCCUUGGAUGGAUGCUUGAACCUCUUGGAUGUAUGUGCAGUUACCAAAGAAAUAUUCUCACAAGCCAAGCAAGGCGUGCAAGAACUUCUCCCAAUCUGCAAAAGAAGGAAUAUUGGCAAUGACUUGGAGAGGUCCUUAGCCUCUAGAACCAAGGCUAAGAAGAUGAUUCAGAAGUCCCUGAGGGAUCUGAAGAUCUUAAUUAGAAGCAAAAACAGACUCAUUUCUUUGAACAAAGGCCAAACUGCAGCCAUUUUUAGCAUGUUGAAGGCGGUGGAAUUGGCCUCUCUGGCCAUGUUUGAGUCCUUGAUGAGCUAUGCUGCGGGGACGAGAGCACAAUCAAGGCCAACCAACUGGUCUUUGGCUUCCAAACUGAUGAUGCACCACAAGAAUGUAGUGGAAAUGAAUGAGUUUGAGAAGCUUGAUGCUGCAUUGAGCUCACUCUUCCUUGACAAGAAGAUCAAAUCUGAUUGUGCAAUGAACAUUGAGAAACUGGAGAACCACCUGGGGAAGAUGGAGUAAGUGUUGGAGAUAUUGAAGAAAGUCUAGGCUGCUUGUUCAGUCGUUUAAUCAAAACCAGAGUUUCCCUCCUCAACACUCUUAGUUACUAGUAGUAGUUGAAAUCCAGACUUUUGUUAUAGGUUUUUGGUACACUUUGUA
Diospyros lotus (date-plum) is the source of this 1995-nucleotide messenger RNA. RefSeq lists its product as uncharacterized. The transcript is spliced from 2 exons. The record is from RefSeq and is a predicted model, not a curated record. NCBI's taxonomy places the organism in Eukaryota, Viridiplantae, Streptophyta, Magnoliopsida, Ericales, Ebenaceae. Gene Ontology annotation, biological process: shoot system development; root development. The coding region runs from base 1084 to 1857 and encodes 257 amino acids.